CGAAAGCCUCACGUGACCCGCCGCCGCGGACUCGCGCGCCCAGCUGUAGCGUCAGAUCGGCCCUCGCUCGCUCACUUCUCGCUGCCUGCUCCCGGUGGCCCUGAAGGCGUGCGCGCCAGAGGCGGGCCCAGAAUCGGAGGCGAAGGGGAAGCAGGUGUGCAGGUCUAAGUGUCGCGGCGGCGCACUCUCGGCGAGAAUCGGGAGGAGGAGGAGACUGCAAGGAUAGGCCCAGGAGCAAUGGCGUCCAAAGAGGAACAAGCAGUAAAAAAUCUCAACGUGGACAAUGCCAAACAGGAAAAUGAAAAAAAGGAUGAAAAGGAGCAAGUUGCUAAUAAAGGAGAGCCCUUGGCUCUCCCUUUGGAAGCUGGUGAAUAUUCUGUGCCUAGAGUAAAUCGUAGGCGGCUCCGUGUUAGGCAGCCCGUCCUGCAGUAUAGGUGGGACAUGAUUCAGAGGCUUGGAGAACCACAGGCAAGGAUGAGAGAAGAGAAUAUGGAAAGGAUUGGGGAGGAGAUGAGACAGCUGAUGGAAAAGCUGAGGGAAAAGCAAUUCAGUCAUAGUCUGCGGGCAGUUAGCACUGACCCUCCUCACCAUGACCAUCAUGAUGAGUUUUGCCUUAUGCCUUGAAUCCUGAUGCUUAACCUGAAGUUAAUAGGAAGACACACCUGCUUCCUAAACUUAAUGUUCUCAGUGUACCUUUGUUGUAAACCUAUUGGUGUUAUAUGUCUCUUGUGGGUCUCCUACAGCCAGCUUCUAAUUAAAUGUAUUUUGACCCAAAAUGUAAGAUUCUGUCAGCAGGGGAGUUUUACCCUAUUGCAUGGCAAGAUGUUCAUUAUAUAUUGUGAAGUUAAUAAAGCGGUUUAAAAGACA
Molecule: messenger RNA, 867 nt
Organism: Ailuropoda melanoleuca (giant panda)
Lineage: Eukaryota; Metazoa; Chordata; Mammalia; Carnivora; Ursidae
Gene: BEX2
Product: brain expressed X-linked 2
Exons: 3
Coding region: 238-624 (128 amino acids)
Biological process (GO): signal transduction
Cellular component (GO): cytoplasm; nucleus
Molecular function (GO): signaling receptor binding
Source: RefSeq, a predicted model, not a curated record